CAAAUUUCAUCAUUUGAGACAGGAAAACCACGGCUUGAAACAAAGAAGAUCAACAGUAUGAAAUUGAAGGAAACCACAUAUAAAAAGGGGCAAAGAGGCGCAAAACCUUAGAAACAUUUCAAAACUCACGAACUCCCAAACAACAAAGGUAGUUGCAUGUUUGACAUGAGUCAAAGAGUCGAAGUUCCACAUAAGUCAGUCACUUUCCUCUCUCUCUAUGUUCUUUUUGUCUUUCCCCGCAACCACCACUGAUCGUAUUCUGAAACAGAAGCAAACAGUGAUGGAGAAAUCAAGAAUGUGAGGAAAGUAUGUGUCAGAAACCCAACUGACCCACUUAGAGAGAACCUUCGAUUUCUCCGAGAGAGAGACCAAACACUUUUAGCACUGUUUCUUCUUCCGACAACCAUGAAUCCUAGCAAAGUUGAAGCAGAAGAUCUAUUCCACCAUCACUUGGACCCGCAACAUCACCAAAUCUUGGAUCAAUCUCAGCCGUCUAUUCUUCACCAGGACGAUGAAGAACCGUUCUUUUCUGAUAUCGGUUUUUUCCGCGACGAAGAUGACGACGCUGCUAGUCAUAGUUCCUCCGACCCCGAUCAACAUCAGCUAAUUCAGUCGUCGCUACCUCAAUUGGAACAUCAAAACGGUAUCAUUUCUGAAAACCCUAACCCUAACCCUAAUUUAGGUUUGGGAAAGUCCGGCGAUAAAAAUAAGGCGGAGAAACGCCACCGGCAUACGGCGGGUGCAUCGGCGGCGGCGUAUAUAAGCCCGGAACCCCACAUUUCAUCUCAAUUCUACACAUUUAACAAGGAAUCGCAUGCCUUGAUGAUACGCUGCCUCCUUGAGGGUCGCGUCGCCACGCCGGAGGAAAUCCGAUCUGUCACGCCGGCGUCGGUGCUCCAGAGCUGGCGCCUGGUGUGGAAGGACCGGAAUGAGGACACGGCGUACCUUACGGCCUGGAAGCGGAUACAGGACAAGCUCGUCGUGAGUAUCGACCCCGUGAAUGGUAAUGAAUUACUGUGUUUCAAGAAUAAUUCGAGUCAAUUUGUUUCCCAUGUUGAUCAAUGGCAUGAUAUAGUCACAAGCUUUCACCGUGACGCUGAUUUAAAACACUUAGGUCUCAAAGACACUAUAGAAAAAAUCAAGCAGGUUUGGACUGUAGGUGCUAAAUUUUAUGGCAUACCUGAGAGUUAUAUUAGGGUCUGUGUUGAGGUGUGCCCCGUGUGCUCUGAGUCUGCGCCACGUACUAAGAGGCGUAGGUUCGAGUAUACUGAAUCAUUCGAUGUACCAGCAAAGGAAGUGCCAGUUAGAUUACAGCAAUUAGCUGCCAAGUAUAAAGUGGUGUUGUGUAUUAGACAGAAAUAUAUAAGGUAUAAGCCAUUUAUGGCUGAGGUUAAAGAUUACGCGUGUCAUCGAGCAGGAGAGCCUGCAUCCUCGAAGAAAUCGAGGAUUUUAAAGAGGGAGCCUUACGCGUCAAAAAGGUGUGGGUGUGGGUUUCGUAUCAGGGCGAUAGUUCCAAUAUCGAAUUAUAAUGAGAAGGAUAAGACAUUUGUCUAUCAGGAGGAAGGGACAGCAGUCUUUAAGUUGUAUGCGGUGCACUCGGGGCAUGAACCUGGCCCUUUGGAUGGGAAUGCGAGGAUAAUGCAUCGAGUUGUUGGGCAUAAAGGAGGGUUCUUGAUGGAUCAGGAAACAGUGUAUGGGAUGGGUGAUGAAGCAGAAAAUGAAGACUUUGGGUUCCUUGGGAAGGAUGGUGGAGAUCUGCAACAUUCGAUUUUGCAGCAAAUGCAGGAAGCAAGGAAUGAGAUUGGGCUACUUGAGGGCCAGAUCGGGAAAGUUCCUCAUGAGUUAUUGUGCUCGGUAUCUCGUGAAUUGUUUGAUUUUGUGAAUAAGCUUAGGAAUGUGAGAGAAUAUGGAUCAAAGUCAGUUGGAUUGCUCUCAGAUAAGCCGAUCUCGGAUGAUCUCUUGGUUGGGCAAAAUGAUUUGGCGGAUUGGGGCGCUCAUCAUCAUCAUCAUCGCAUUUAUGAGGAUGGUAAGGAUGCAGAGCUCAUCGAGGAAGAUGAAGACAGCUUCGGGAGGACACUUGGGGAGGUUGCAUCUUGGGAUCAGAUAAGGUCAGGUUGUAGGAACGAGAAGGAUCUACUGGGUGAGUCUUGUAAAUCAGAGAAACCAUUGGAAUGCAAUGAGUUUGAUCAGAAGCGCAUUCUUGAGUGUGGGAAUUCUAAACUGACCAAGCCCUUAAGGCAUGAUGAGAGUAUAGAUACAGAUGUAGGUUUCGUUGUAGAGAACUUCUACCCAGAGAACCCUAAAUGGUUUGAUUCGCCCUGUGAACUGGACUCCGGCACAGAUUGUGGUGACAGCGGAUUCAAGCCUGGGGAGAUUGUUUAGAGAUCUUACAGCUGGUGACCCACUCUAACUUAAUUCUGAGUCUUCUGUUCCAUUUUUCAUACUAUAAUGUUAGAAGUGGGUUGUAUAUUUGUGUAAACAAAAGGUUGAAACAUCUGGCAACCUCUUUGUUGUCUUUGCUGUUGUAAUUCUGUAAAGUACAGCCUAUGGGCUUCUUUGCACAUACAUUAGAUAGUGAUUUGACUUGUCAUAAAUUUUCAAAACUUCAACUUCGUUUUUCAUAUCUGAGUUAGUCGUCACCUUUAUUA
This is a messenger RNA of Nicotiana attenuata, 2648 nucleotides long. RefSeq lists its product as uncharacterized. The record is from RefSeq and is a predicted model, not a curated record. Lineage: Eukaryota; Viridiplantae; Streptophyta; Magnoliopsida; Solanales; Solanaceae. The transcript has a single exon. Bases 406 to 2382 code for a protein of 658 amino acids.